AGUUUUAUGUAGUGACUAGUGUUCGCUGUUAUUAAAGUUUUAGCGAUUAUUCUGUAUAUCGGUAUUCAGCAUAAUUUGAUAACGCCGAUUAAGAAAAUAUUGGUCUCAAACUUGAAUCUUAUAGGAAAUAUUUAGGCUUAGAAGGUUAAUAAAUUGUCAUUAUCAUGGAACAUUAUUCACAUCUUGAUAUGGGUAUACUUAAUUUAUAUAAUCAAGGUGGAUCCAUGGAUUUUAAUGUUGAUACCCAUUAGGUACCUAUACUUGAUAGUGGCUACUGUCUAGCAACUAUAAUGUUUAUGAUGCGGGAUGCUAGCUUAUCAUUAUAAUUUAUAGGUCUAACCAGCAAGCGUAUUUAUAUAAGUUUCGAACGCUCGAGAUUAACAAUUAUUUUAUUAUUAUCAACUAGAUAAUAAUAUUACGAAUUUAUAAUUACUAGAAUGAGCUAAGAUAAACUUUUUUUUUUAUAUAUAUAUAUUUUGUGAGUACCUAUUAAGUAUAUAUUUAUUACCUACGGUUAAGUGCUAACAUUUGCAAUAAUGUCGUCAAAGUCGUUGAACAUAAUAUGAUAUUGCAAGGCUUAAUAUAAUAAUAAACAAUUGGAUAUUCGUCAUGUCAUCAAGCUGUUAAUUGUAAAAUAAAAUCAGUGAUGACAUUCUUGUACUUUGCUUAUGGUAGUAAUUUGCUAGCUCAACGUAUUCAUCUAAACAAUCCUUCGGCAAAAAGAAUAGGGAUUGGUAAAUUAAACGGAUAUCGUUUGGAUUUUAACGGUCCAGUAUCAACAUUUUGGAAAGGUUGUCCCUCAACCAUUGUGCCUGAUGAGGAUUAUGUUUGGGGUGCUGUGUGGCAAAUGAAUAUUAGUGAUCUCGAAAACUUAGAUAAACAGGAAGGAGUUUCCCAAAAAUUAUACUUGCCAUUUGAAGCCAAUGUUACUGUACCUAACGUCCAGACUUUAAUAUGUCGUUCUUAUAUGCUAGCAAAUCAACCAGAGAAACAACCCGUAUUACCACUGGAAAGGCGACCAUCUAUAGCAUAUCUUGAAACAAUUUUAUUAGGUGCUGAAGAAAGUGGUUUGCCACUAGACUAUGUUAAUAAUUUGAAGCUAAUACCACACAACAAUGUCAGUGGUCCUAAGAUGCCAUGGUCUAAACAUCAUAAUGACAUUGAACUGUGAUUUGAUUUUCAAAAACUUAAAAUUAGUUUUACAAAAUUACAUGAUCCAGACAAUAAAUAAAUUUGUACAAUAUGUUAUUUUGGUGAAAAAUAUAUAAUAAAUUCAUGAUUGUUUAAGA
Molecule: messenger RNA, 1289 nt
Organism: Adelges cooleyi (spruce gall adelgid)
Lineage: Eukaryota; Metazoa; Arthropoda; Insecta; Hemiptera; Adelgidae
Product: gamma-glutamylcyclotransferase-like
Exons: 3
Coding region: 647-1171 (174 amino acids)
Molecular function (GO): gamma-glutamylcyclotransferase activity
Source: RefSeq, a predicted model, not a curated record